This is a messenger RNA of Drosophila montana, 2817 nucleotides long. RefSeq names its product major facilitator superfamily domain-containing protein 6 jef (gene jef). Gene Ontology annotation, cellular component: membrane. Lineage: Eukaryota; Metazoa; Arthropoda; Insecta; Diptera; Drosophilidae. The transcript is spliced from 5 exons. The record is from RefSeq and is a predicted model, not a curated record. Bases 318 to 2630 code for a protein of 770 amino acids.
AAAAAUUGUGUGCGCUGGAUAAAUUGUCAAAUGCGCGUAUAGAGGCAAGACGCGACUUGUCUGUUGAAAAACUUUGCUUAUCGAUUACGCACGUAACACUUGCCUUGAGCUAUUACCGUGAAAAUUUCAAAUAAAUGUGCUAACAAUAUUGCUGCUAAAGGAAAAUAACAAGGAUGAUGCUGUAGUCGAGAAGCGCAGCAACGCACAAAAGCACAGUUGAAACAAAAGAGCUGCAGGGCAGGAAGUGUCAGGAAACAGGAAGCGGGCAUAAUAGCACACACAGACACAGACGUUGUCAGAGUUGAGUGCGCCUACAAAUGAAUCCCUAUAAUGCUGCGGUCGGUGGUGCAGGUGGAGGUGGCGCGGCCAAUCCGUUUGGUACGCCCGGCUACGUACAGCCACAGCAGUCGAGCAUGGGCUAUGGCUACGAGGAACAGCCAACGGCUGGCUAUGAUCAGGGCGGAGGAGCGGGCAUCGGCUAUGGGCAGCAGCAGGCCCCUGGCUAUGGACCAGCGGGCGCUAGGCCGCGCGUCGACGUUGAGGCCAGCGGCGAAGUGGAUCCCAACUUAUAUCCGGAGGCAAAGGAUUCAACGCACAAAGUGCGCGGCGCUUCGGGAGUCCUGGAAAUGUUUUUUGGCGGCACGGAGCAGGAGCUGAUACCGGUGAAGAGCUUUUACUUUUUCUUCUAUGCGGCAUUCGGAUCACUGUUCCCGCUGAUGGGCGUCUACUUCAAGCAGAUGGGCAUGAAUCCCGGCCAAUGCGGCAUACUGGUUGGCAUGCGGCCCUUCGUCGAGUUCCUCUCGGCACCAUUCUGGGGCUCCUAUGCGGAUCGCUGCCGGCAGGGCAAAAAGCUGCUGCUCGCCUCUCUCGCCUGCUGGGUGCUCUUCACCAUACCGUUGAGCUUUAUACGCCCGGAGGCCGUCAACUGCAUCGAGCGCCGCAAUGCCACCGACUUUGUGCUCACCUAUACGCGCUCCAAGCGCGACACCUCAGCCAUGUACGAGCCGAUUAGUCAGCUGGAGCACGAUCAGGCCGACUACGAUGACAAUAUGCUCGCAGACGAGGCCGACGAGCAGGCGGAGGCCGAAUCGGAAUCGGGGCACAGUAGACACAAGAGAUCGCUGCUGCUGCCACGCAUCGAUGCGGGCAUUUCGCCGGUGCACAUCAACUUCGUGAGCAACUACGAUGACAAGCACCAUCGGGAUUAUGUGACGCCCAUCUUCAGCUCCAUGGUGUACCGCACGCCAGACAUUCAGAAGGCAUUCUUUUUGCUGCUGUUGGUCAUCCUGAUUGGUGAGUUCUUUAGUGCUCCGGCCAUAACACUGGCCGACUCGGCGGUCAUAACGCUUCUCGGCGAGGAUGCGGAUAAGUAUGGACAUCAGCGCAUGUUUGGCUCGCUCGGCUGGGGAAUUUCAAUGUUUUUGGUGGGCAUUGCCCUGGACCACUCCACCUCGUUCUCGAAUCAUCCAUGCGGCGCCGGCAACAAGGAGAAGAACUAUAAUAUUUGCUUUUCAAUUUUCUCGGUGCUGAUGACCUGCGCCAUUAUCUCGGCCUCGAAGAUCACCUUCAAGUACGAGCCCAUCGAUGAGAGCCAGCAGCAGGCAUCGGCCCAGUUCGUGGAUCCCAACAAAAAGGCCGAGGAGGAGUCGAUGAACCAGCUGGCCGCCCAGCUCAAUUUACCAUCACUGGCUGUGGGUAGCGGCAGCGCCGCUUCAGGUGCCUGCGCUGGCGGCGUCAGCAGCUUCAAUGCUGCCGGCCAUCAGCCGCAGCCGCACAUUGGCGCCGAGUCCAAGGUGUUUGCACAGACGGCCAAGGAGCUGCCCGAGUGGGUGACGGUGCUGACACAUUUUAAGGACCUUAAGACCGCCUCGUUUCUGUUUGUCGCCUGGUUCAUGGGCUUCGGCAUUGGCCUGAUCUUCACCUUUCUGUUCUGGCAUUUGCAAGACUAUGGCGGCACGCCCACGCUUUUCGGCGUCGCCUCCGUCAUCAAUCACGUGUCCGAGAUCUUUGCCUAUUUCUUCAGCUUUCGCCUGAUCACCCAGAUUGGGCACGUGAAGGUGCUCUGCCUGGGCCUGAUGGGCAAUGUGUUGCGCUUUCUGUACAUCUCGUAUUUGACCAAUCCAUGGAUGGUGUUGCCCUUCGAACUGAUGCAGGGCAUUACACAUGCCGCUGUGUGGGCCGCCUCGUGCUCCUACAUUGCUCACAACACGCCCAAGCAUCUGCGCGCCUCGUCGCAGGGCGUACUCCAGGGCAUCCAUCAUGGCUUAGGUCGCGGCUGCGGUGCCAUCAUUGGUGGUAUGUUUGUCACCUACUACGGUACUACUGCUACCUUCCGUUGGUAUGGUAUCGCUUGUCUCUUCGUGCUCGGCCUGUUCAUCUUCAUCAACUUCUACCGCAAGGAGCAGGGCUUCAUAUCGGAAAUACCCGUCACCGAAGAUCCCCAUCAGGUGGCCGAAGAAACUUCCCAUUUGGCUCCACAUGGCGUGCCCAGCAAUCCCAUACCACGGGCUCUGUCCAACACGCGCUUGAACGAGAUGAAUCCAAAUGGAGGACCGUAUGGCACCUAUCAGACCACAGGCGGCAACCUGGACAUACCCGGUGCCAGUCCACACAAUCCGUUUGCACAGUAAACCCAUGUGACUUCCCCCCAGUUAACAAAUAGUCCUCGCAUACAAAACACCGUCAUAGAACCAGUAAGAGUGCUCUAGUCGGUAGUGACUGACUAGAAGAUACCCUGUACCCAGCAUCGAGAUGCCGUAGCAAUCAUACGAGCUUCCUUUUAAAUUAGUAAAUUUAAACUCUACUUUUAGCCCCGCA